AUGGUGGACUACUUUGCAUGUCCCAAGUGGAAGUUGUCACUGAGCUUGGUGUCCAAGCUGUUUGCCAAGCAUUCAUUAACACAGAGGACCAUCUUUGUUGGAAGUCUACUGUCCAAGUCUGACAUUCGAGAUCAUUACAACAGCCCAUUCUUCCCGUACAGAUACUCUACAGGCAUAUUAGCAGGACUCAAUCAUUUGAAAGAUAUGAUCACAAACAGUUCUUUGCCAGAUGAAAUGUUUAAAGAGGUGAUGUCACGCUUCAACCUUUUGGCGCUGUACCAACUACCUUCACAUGAAUAUGAUAAUGAUCGAAUGAUCCAGUCUGUGUUCCGUUUGAUCAGUGAACGACAAUCGAUCCACACAGUAUACCUUCAGUCGACCAUUGCGCGGCACUACCCUGCACAAGACCUCCCAAUCAGACAUCUCACCAGCAUCACCAUCAUGUUCAUCUAUAACGUCGACAGUCUAUACAACUCGAUCUUGGAUCUGUUGGAGCACAAUGCGCCCAAUCUAAAAAGGCUAGGAUUCCUCUCGAUACUGAGUUCGCAACAAUCUGAUUUGACCAUCCCUUCACAGCACCAUAUGCACAUGUCAACUAAAUUCUUUGAGGGAGUGUUUGACAUCCUGGAGAAGGGCAAUACUCAUCUAGACACGUUCAAGAUCAAACGAUUGCAUCUGGGCUACCUUGGUCCAUUCCUUCGCGGAUUGCUCAAGCUGAGACAUGUCAAGAGGCUCAAGUUGUCCACUCUCCCAUCAAAGUUCUAUUCGCAGCAGGCGUUGCAGGACCUGUUCAACUCGGGCUUCAUCGACUAUGUCAAGAUGCUUGACCAUCUAACAGUCAUCCACACACCAUUUGGCGUAGGCAAUGAACUACUAGCCAGCAUCUUGGCCAAGCCGAGCAUCUUUAGCAUUCAAACAUCACUGGUGUCGGCACAAGGAAUCAUGUUGCCAAACAACAUUCAGAAACUUUGGCUUAGGGAUCAAACAACACCAGCAGCCUUCACAUCAUUCCUCAAGAUGAAUCCAAAUUGCAACCUCUUACAACUGUUCCUGCAUGAUCAUCAUCAUUACCUCAUCGCCGAUGACAACUUUGAUCUGUUCCUCGACUUUCUUCGAAGUAACAAACGAUUGUCAAGUCUCUACCUCGGUGCGUGCAAGUAUCUCACCAUCUUGCAAAAGGCCAAGUUGUUCGACAUGGUCGUAAGCGAGACCAACUUGGAGUCGAUACUGAUUGGAAGAGAGAAUCAUUAUGAUGAUCUCGAGCAAGGUCAAUCACUGGAUCGUGUUAGAGAAUGCACUGAACAAGACUAUGAAGGGAUCCAACUCUUGUUUUGGACAUUGGCAUCAAGUCCUCAAUCAAGAAUUGACAACAUCGAGUUUGACGUUGCCGAUCGCUCAUUAUUCGCCGAGAUGAUCAAUGGUCGUCUACUGGAUACAGGUGACUUUGUUGGACACUUUGCUCCAAGACUAUCAACCUACAUCUUCCAUCGGCUUGAGGGAGGAAAAAAAUGA
Acytostelium subglobosum LB1 is the source of this 1512-nucleotide messenger RNA. RefSeq lists its product as hypothetical. The transcript has a single exon. Lineage: Eukaryota; Evosea; Eumycetozoa; Acytosteliales; Acytosteliaceae. Bases 1 to 1512 code for a protein of 503 amino acids. The record is from RefSeq and is a predicted model, not a curated record.